AUGCCCCCACAUCAUUCAAAAGAGGCAGUCUUUCUUAUCUGCACUAUUGCAGCCAUUGCACGUAGAUUCUACCUGGGGCACCAUAUGAUGAAAAGAAAACAAGAACUUUCUUUUCUGUUUUUUACUACUUCCUUUCUCUUCAAUUCCAAGCCUCUAUCUCCUUUAAACUUGCCCAUACAGUACAAACUUUCCUCUUUGCCACUUCAAACCUGUCACAUCUACAAGAGAAACAAGAGUCUGAUCUAGAAUAUAGCUUUCAAACAAAUCAAGUUCCUUCCAUACACCAGCCAAGAAAAUUAGAAAAAGACCAAACAAACAGUUCUAGCCAACCUAAGCGCCUCUCAUGGGCUCUCUCUUCUCUCUCACAUUGAUAAUUCUUUCAUGGGCAUCAUUACUAUUGAUGAAAGCUGAAGCUGAAGGGAUCAGAUCAGCUCGCCUUCUUGAUCUUCUCAUUAGGGACUACACAGUAAAGUCCUUUGACAGGCACUUGAGAACAGGCAUUGUACACACUGUACAUUUACCUGCAAAUUUCUCUGGCAUCAAAGUCGACAUAGCAAGGUUCAGAUGUGGAAGUCUCCACAGAUAUGGCGCACAAGUUAAGGAAUUUCAUCUGGGAAGUGGGACGACUGUACAGCCUUGUGCAGAGAGAGUCAUGGUAGUUAGACAAAACUUGGGUCAUAAUUGGUCAUCGAUAUAUUAUGCUAACUAUGAUCUAUCAGGUUACCAGCUUGUGUCACCUGUAUUAGGCCUUCUGGCUUAUAAUGCUGGCAGCGAUGUGAGUUUUGGUAGCCCUUUUCAGCUUGGGAUUCUUGCCAGAGAAAAACCAAUUAAAAUAGAUUUCAGCAACUUCACAAAGGCAUCCAACAUGACAGGAAUCAGGCUGUUCUGUGCUAGUUUUGAAGGAGAUGGCAAAGUAACAAUGAAAAACCAAGUAUCACCCAAUGUUUGUUUUGCAACCAGGCAUGGCCAUUUUGGUUUGGUCAUUGAGUCACCGCCAUCACUGCCUGUGAGGAAGAAGAUUAGCAGAUGGAAAGUGGUGGUUGGCAGCUCAAUUGGAGCUGCAUUGGGUGCUUUCCUCUUGGGGUUGCUUUUUGUGGCAAUGUUCGUUAAGGUGAAGAAGAAAGCAAGAAUGGAGGAGUUGGAGAGGAGAGCAUAUGAAGAGGAAGCUCUUCAAGUUUCCAUGGUUGGACAUAUCAGGGCUCCGACAGCAUCUAUUACUCGAACGACGCCUACAAUCGAACAUGAGUACAUACCUUAUCCUUCUUGAACUGUAAGUUAUGUGUUUUUCUUUUUCCCUUUUUAUGUAUGAUCAUUCUUUUUUGUAAGAUUAGCUCUAUUUGUUUUUGACGUAAAAAACAAAUCCAACCAAAUAUUCUUGGGUUCAAUAUCUUGGAACAGGACAACUCUGUUUUUCAAGGAUAUGUUGCAUCCUUAUUCUCUUUUCCCAUAACUUUCAGGAAAAGGACGAGACUCUUUACGUUUUU
Theobroma cacao (cacao) is the source of this 1484-nucleotide messenger RNA. Its product is annotated as transmembrane protein, putative (DUF1191). NCBI's taxonomy places the organism in Eukaryota, Viridiplantae, Streptophyta, Magnoliopsida, Malvales, Malvaceae. Gene Ontology annotation, cellular component: membrane. The record is from RefSeq and is a predicted model, not a curated record.